Messenger RNA from Drosophila persimilis, 2144 nucleotides. Its product is annotated as serine/threonine-protein phosphatase 2B catalytic subunit 1. Bases 33 to 1928 code for a protein of 631 amino acids. Gene Ontology annotation, biological process: calcineurin-mediated signaling. Gene Ontology annotation, cellular component: cytoplasm; calcineurin complex. The record is from RefSeq and is a predicted model, not a curated record. The transcript has 12 exons. Lineage: Eukaryota; Metazoa; Arthropoda; Insecta; Diptera; Drosophilidae. Gene Ontology annotation, molecular function: calmodulin binding; calmodulin-dependent protein phosphatase activity.
GGAAAAUAAAUAAAUUCAAAUAUUCAACAAUCAUGUCCGCCUCUGCGCGAAGUUCGGUGACGAGAAAAUCGUCGCUGAGCAAAAGUUCCACCGCGGAAAAGUCUACAAAGUCCUCGACAAGCUCCUCAAAGACCACCACUACAUCGACAGCAGCAGCCCCACCAAAUGGAGGAAGCAAACAGAAAAUGCAGUACUCAAAAACCAGGGAGCGAAUGGUGGAUGAUGUCCCGCUGCCGCCCACACACAAGCUCACCAUGUCCGAGGUCUACGACGACGAGAAGACGGGCAAACCCAAUUUCGAUGUACUGCGCAAGCACUUCCUGCUCGAGGGCCGCGUCGAGGAGUCGGUGGCCCUGCGCAUCAUCGAAGAGGGCGCCAACCUGCUGCGCGAGGAGAAGAACAUGAUUGACGUGGAGGCCCCCAUCACCGUCUGUGGCGACAUUCACGGACAGUUCUUCGAUUUGGUCAAACUAUUCGAGGUUGGCGGACCCCCAGCCACGACCAGAUAUCUGUUCCUGGGCGACUACGUGGACAGGGGAUACUUCAGCAUAGAGUGCGUUCUGUAUCUGUGGUCCUUGAAGAUAACCUACCCCGCCACACUGUCGCUCCUGCGAGGCAACCACGAGUGCCGCCAUCUCACGGAAUACUUCACCUUCAAGCAGGAAUGCAUCAUCAAGUAUUCGGAAAGUAUUUACGAGGCCUGCAUGGAAGCGUUCGACUGCCUGCCGCUGGCCGCCCUGCUCAACCAGCAGUUUCUGUGCAUCCACGGCGGUCUGUCGCCAGAGAUUUUCACACUCGACGAUAUCAAGACGCUAAAUCGAUUCAGGGAACCACCGGCCUAUGGACCCAUGUGCGAUCUGCUGUGGUCCGAUCCCCUGGAGGACUUUGGCAACGAGAAGACGACCGAGUUCUUCUCGCACAACUCCGUGCGAGGCUGUUCCUACUUCUUCAGCUAUAUGGCCUGCUGUGAGUUCCUACAGAAGAACAACCUGCUGUCCAUAGUGAGAGCACACGAGGCCCAGGAUGCGGGCUAUCGCAUGUAUCGGAAGAAUCAGGUAACUGGCUUCCCCUCACUCAUCACCAUCUUCUCCGCCCCCAACUAUUUGGAUGUUUACAACAACAAGGCAGCUGUGCUCAAGUACGAGAACAACGUGAUGAACAUUCGGCAGUUCAACUGCUCCCCCCAUCCCUACUGGCUGCCCAACUUCAUGGAUGUCUUCACAUGGUCACUGCCCUUCGUGGGCGAGAAGGUAACCGAGAUGCUGGUGAAUAUCCUCAACAUCUGUUCGGACGAUGAGCUGGUGGCCGGACCCGAUGACGAGCUGGAGGAAGAGCUGCGCAAGAAAAUUGUACUGGUGCCGGCGAGCGCGAAUAAUACCAAUAACAAUAAUCCGCCCAGUAAGCCAGCUUCCAUGUCGGCGCUGCGCAAAGAGAUAAUUCGGAAUAAAAUUCGGGCCAUUGGCAAGAUGUCGCGCGUCUUCUCGAUUCUCAGAGAGGAAUCCGAGAGCGUGAUUAAGCUGAAGGGUCUGACGCCCACGGGCGCCUUGCCAGUGGGUGCGUUGUCUGGAGGAAAGGAUUCCCUGAAGGAGGCUCUCCAAGGACUGACCGCAGCUUCACACAUCCACUCGUUCGCCGAGGCCAAGGGCCUGGAUGCGGUCAAUGAACGGAUGCCGCCACGUCGGCCGCUGGUGAUGAGUGCCAGCAGCAGCAGCAUCACGACAGUCAGCACUACCAGUACCAGCAACAACAACACUAAUAAUAACAAUAAUAACAACAAUACAACGACAAAGAACAGCAACAGCAGCAGCAGCAGUAAUGCCACCACAACCGUGACCAAGACGAGCAGCAGCAGCAGCAGCAGGAGCACCGUGAAGUCGGCCACAACCAGCAAUGUUCGGGCCGGGUUUACCUCCAAGAAGUUCUCAUAGUGCCCAUAGAGAGGAGAGGUUCCUGCUUAAAUUUAUCUGUUAUCUAGAUCUACUUUUGUUAGCCACCACUUUUAUACCAGAAUUCUAGUCAUCUGAGGCCCUCAAACGAGACGAAUCUCUCCUACCAUAAUCCUGUAACUGAAAUAUUAGCAAAAAUUUAUACGUGACAUGAAAAAUAGUUCAAUAAAAAUGGCAGCAAAUAGCUCAACAAAAUUA